Molecule: messenger RNA, 1554 nt
Organism: Symbiodinium sp. CCMP2592
Lineage: Eukaryota; Dinophyceae; Suessiales; Symbiodiniaceae
Source: the annotation of a GenBank genome assembly
AUGGAAUCGCCGGACAUUGCAGAGGUACUGGCACGCUUGCGCAUCGAGCAAAGGCGUGCAGCAGCUUGGCAACAAUUGCAUGGGCCGCUUGGCGACGGGUCCACAUCCGAGCAGACUGAGGAGAGCGCGGAAGACAAAUACAAGCAGGCAGUGAUCGAACUUCGGAUAACAUGUCCCGAGGUCAAGUCUCUCACAAAGCUGCUAGGUCAAGCCAAGCAGCAGGAGGAGGAGAAGAAGGAGGAACAGCGAGAUGCGGAAAUGCAAGAGUUUGGCAAGCAGCUUCUUCACCUGGAGGAGCUGGCGAAGCUCCGGGCCCUGGACGUCAAGGAGGAUUUGCGUGACCGGGAGGUCAUUGAGUUCAAGCAGGAGCUCAAUACCUUGGAGGAACAGCAGCGGCCGUCGCAGUGGAGUGACGGUGACAGACUAUGUGUAGAGUCUCCUGCUGACUUGCGGCUGGUGGAGCCUGGAGAAAAAGGCGCGGCGCGGCGGUGCGCGGUCUUUCAUGGGGCGCCGCAGCGACAGCCGUCACAGAGUGCCCUGGCGUGGCGUGAGCAGCGGGAGAGCCGUGGGAGAGCCGAGAGCCGAGCACAAGAGACGUCCUCGCCUCGCAUGCUACGCUUUCACCACGACGGCAGACAGAGCACGUCUACCGUCUACCCGCCUACCCUCUCGAUGCCACUGAAGCUUUGUCCGAGGAGCGUCGAGAUGACCGGCGUGGAGAUCGAAAGCGAGUGGAUAGAAGGGACUCCAGGUCACUCGAUCGUGACUCCAGACGGCCUGGCAUCCGCCGUGAUCGGAGUGAUUCACGAGCUCGAGACAGCCUGCGAGAGAAACGAGAAAGGUCUAAUGGAAAUGCCGGCCGGCAGAGCGACGUCGCUCUGCCAAGGAAAAGCACAGGACAGCACGAUGAGGAUGCUGGUGCAGGCAAUGCCCCUGGUGUGCAACAACAGGGCGGAUCUGCGCUUCGUUCAAGUUUGGAACAUUCCGCCAGACGUUCUCAAGAAGUUUGUCAAGAAAGCUGGUGGAAGCUCUGCAAGCAUGGCACCAGUUGGGGCGCAACUGGUCAUGGUCAAAUCCCCGACCGCGCAUGCAGACGUGCAAACGGCGGUGCUGGAAGCGAAGUCAAUACCGGAGGCUGAGGCUUUGGUCGGUGCUAUCGAGAAGUGGAAAGUCGGAAUUCCAAAGAUGAAGGCGAAGGUCAUCUCUGAAGAGGACUUCGAGAACUUGUUGGAAAAGAGCACCACGUGCGUUGUCUUCGUCAAGAACGUGCCGGAGGACAUCGAAGAUGAGAGUGACAUCAAAAACAUGGGAAAGGACAUUGAGAGGGCGCAGAUUGGGCACCACCCACAGCAUGGAAGGUAUGCGAUCAUUCAGGCGCGAAGUCACGGAGCUGCUCGAUCCUGUGUGGAUGUCUUCAACAUUCCUCACAGCGGCGGUGUCAUGACUGCGGAGCUCAUGACUGUAUACCAGCAAGAGAUGGUGCUGAAGGGCAGUUCGCAAAGCGCAUCCAGAAAGCGAAAUGGGCAACGACGCUCGAGGAGUCGCCGGCGAUGA